UAAUUUGCUGAUAGUAUGAAGUAGCUCUGAUAUAUCCAUAGUCACAUAUUUAGUUACUUAUAUAUCCUUGAAGAGAAUGUUGGGGCUCACAUAUUUUCUUGUGACUAUAAGUCUGGUAUAUGGACAAAUACGACAUUUUAACUGGGCCGAGCCAGAUGGCGCCACCUACGAUGUCGUGGACACCACCAGGAACACAAUAGGGAACAGCUUGGAGCGGUUGACUUCCAUGCGUCAAGUUCUGGCGGACUACAAAGUUGAUGCUUAUAUUGUGCCGACAUCGGAUGCCCAUGAUUCCCAGUACUUAUCACCGGCGGAUGCUCGUCGCGAAUGGCUGUCAGGUUUAUCCGGUUCAUCCGGGACCCUUGUGGUGACUGCCAAUGAAGCGCUCCUUUGGACUGACGCGAGAUACUUCACACAGUUCGAAAUGCAAGUUGACACUUCCCUAUGGACGCUCAUGAGGCAAGGGACCGAUCCUUCUAUCCAAAACUGGUUGACGUCGAAUAUGGCACUCGAUUCAGUAGUCGCCGUUGAUCCCACUACGUACACACGCAACGCCUGGAUUCCUUUAGAGACUGCACUGAAAGCAUCUAACGUAACUCUAGAAGCAAUAUCAGAGAACCUGGUUGAUAUAGCCAGAACCAAUAUCGGCGAUCCACCACCUCCGAGACCUAAUAAUGAUUUGAUCGCCCUCACUGUGGAUUUUACAGGUAGAAGGUCGAGUGACAAAAUCGCCGAGUUGCUGUCACAGAUAAGAUCAGCUGGUGCCUCAGCCUUAGUCCUGACCGCAUUGGAUGACAUUGCUUACACGCUGAAUCUCCGGGGCUCCGACAUACCUUACAACCCUGUGUUCUUCUCGUACUUAAUUAUAAAAGAUAAUGUGUCAUCUCCAGAAAACGUCAUUUUGUUUUGGGGCAACGGCGUAUUGCACAGUAACAUAUCAGAUCACCUCCAGUCCGAGGGGUUGCAGAUUCAAACCAGAGAUUACUCGGAUAUAUUUAACUAUUUGUCUCAAUAUUCGAACUCUCUACCCAUAGACAGCACAAUAUGGCUGACCAACGAUGCGAGUCAUGCUAUAUUUCUAGCUGCAGAAUCCGGUAACGUUAAUAUUCGUUCGACGCUCUCGCCUGUGGCUCUUAUAAAAUGCGUGAAGAACGAUGUCGAAUUACAGGGCUUCCGUAAUGCACACAUCAAGGACGGUGUGGCGUUAGUGAGGGGUCUGAGGUGGGUGGAGGAGCAGGUCGCGGCUGGGGCCAACAUCACCGAGAUUGACGUCUCAGAUAAACUUGAGGAGUUCAGACGCAUGGAAGUGGACUCCCACGGCCCGUCAUUUGCAACUAUCGCGGGGGCUGGUAAAAACGGUGCUGUCAUCCACUACAAGCCACCACUGGAGGGCUCACGGGUGAUCGGACGAAACGAUAUGCUCUUAGUCGACUCCGGUGGACAGUACAAGGAUGGUACGACGGACAUAACCCGUACGCGUCACAUGAGCGCAUCACCCACGGAUGCACAGCGGAUGACUUUCACCAGGGUCAUGAAGGGACAGAUCAGCUUGGCCACUGUCGUCUUCCCAAGAGGCACUGUGGGGCACACGCUAGAAAGCUUCGCUCGUAGAUCCCUCUGGGAGGUGGGGCUGAACUACGGACACGGGACUGGCCACGGAUUGGGCCACUUCCUCAACGUCCACGAGGGACCCUCCUGGAUCCUCUCGGGACCGAGCAGCACGGACCCUGGAAUUGUGGAGAAGAUGAUAUUCAGUAAUGAACCUGGCUACUAUGAAGUCGAAGAAUACGGAAUCCGGCAUGAGGACGUGGUGGAAGUAAUAGCUGUGACUAAAGACGCUGAUCAUAUACAUGCGGAGAGCAUUGUGGGCGAUUUCGGUGGGGCCGGAGCCCUUGGCUUUCAUACCAUCUCGCUGGUGCCCCACCAGACCGCGUGCCUUGAUGUCAAACUCUUGGAUGAUCUAGAAAUUAAGUACUUAAACGACUAUCAUGCACGGGUGUUAGCGACAAUCGGACCAAUUUUAAAAGAGAGAAACCUCACAGAAGAUUUCGAAUGGUUGGAAAGAGAAUGCGCGCCAAUUUCCCGUGAUGCCGCCAUAUUGGUGAAAACGUCGCCUUUGCUUAUGGUCGUCAGUGUAGCCACUUUAUGGCUCAGAACAUAGACCAAGGAAUAUGAAAUAAUGAUUUUUAAUGAGAAGCGGAAACUAUGUAACUGUGAUUAAUGAUUAAAUAAUUAAGAAUAA
Messenger RNA from Galleria mellonella (greater wax moth), 2242 nucleotides. RefSeq names its product xaa-Pro aminopeptidase ApepP-like. The record is from RefSeq and is a predicted model, not a curated record. The coding region runs from base 77 to 2161 and encodes 694 amino acids. The transcript is spliced from 18 exons. Lineage: Eukaryota; Metazoa; Arthropoda; Insecta; Lepidoptera; Pyralidae.